Molecule: messenger RNA, 1857 nt
Organism: Danaus plexippus (monarch butterfly)
Lineage: Eukaryota; Metazoa; Arthropoda; Insecta; Lepidoptera; Nymphalidae
Product: muscle segmentation homeobox-like
Exons: 3
Coding region: 506-1483 (325 amino acids)
Biological process (GO): embryonic morphogenesis; regulation of transcription by RNA polymerase II
Cellular component (GO): nucleus
Molecular function (GO): RNA polymerase II transcription regulatory region sequence-specific DNA binding; DNA-binding transcription factor activity, RNA polymerase II-specific
Source: RefSeq, a predicted model, not a curated record
AAAUAAAUAAAUAACACAAGCGAAUGUCACUACAGGCUGUAAAUCAUUUGGGCUAAUUUGAAACGGGACCUCAAACAGUCCGAGUACCUACAGCAAAAGGCAAAACCAGAACUAAUCUCAUAAAGGGCGCCGGAUCUCUCAAAAGGAUUUAACAAGCAACAAUCUCAUUAUAUUUUUAUACUUCAUAGUCGGACGUAAAGUGCGAUCAGAACGCGAGAGUCGAGACCCUACAAAAGGUAAUUAUGUUUUGAUUCCAACAAAAAAAAUAUCAACUCACAAAGGAUACUAACGAGAUAAGAGCGUGCUAAAUCGCUCCUACCGCGAUCAAUUCGGUAACGGACGGACGAUUGGUUGAGAGAGAUGUUUGUAGUUCUGGUGGGGCUGGUGAAGGCACGCCUCCGACCUACGCCGCCGAGACCCCUUCCUCCACGAGCCAGUCAACCGUCGACCGCGUCCGCAUGCGUACAUCGCACGAGCCAGUUAUGUGAAUGGGACCGAUCGUUCAAUGUUAAAGAAACAAAGAUUCGAGGAUACAGAAGUUAAUAUGGCGAUACAGAGCGUAUCCAAGUAUCAGAGCAGUGCCGUCGAAGCCACAGAGCCUCCGAAGGCUUCGAGGAUAAGUUUCAGCGUAGCAUCGAUAUUGGCUGACACGAAACAGAAUGAAACCGCCGAGAUGUUGAGACAUCAUCUGACGAUAUCGGAAUCUCCGCUACGACAGUCCCCUGCUUCUCAACCGGAACUGCCUGGGGGGAAAUCUCUGUCGCGACCGGCUUCCGCGACGCCGCCGCUCAAUCUGAACGUAACCGCGUCCUCGGACGAAGAGUACGAAGAUUCCGUGAAAGAGGACUCGAUAGUGGAUGUCGAAGAUUUACAGAACAGUCUUCAGAGUGACGAUGAUGAGAGAGUGGAUAAGGAGCGGAUGGGUCCAAUACGCCCGACGCCGUUCAGCGCGUUGGCGGCGGCGGCGGCGGCCUACCACAGCCUCACCUGGCCGGCACCACCCUCAGUGGUGCCAACCUUCGGACCGAUGUUCCAAUCACACUUCCCUGUCGGACACAUUACCGAUGCAAACGGAGAGCCGCCCAAGUUGAAGUGCAAUUUGCGUAAGCACAAGCCGAAUCGCAAGCCGCGGACACCGUUCACAGCACAACAAUUACGUGCUCUGGAGAGCAAGUUUGUGGAUAAGCAAUAUCUGAGCAUUGCUGAGCGAGCGGAAUUCUCUUCGUCACUCGGCCUGUCAGAGACUCAGGUAAAAAUCUGGUUCCAGAAUCGUAGGGCGAAAGCAAAACGUGUUCAGGAAGCUGAGAUAGAAAAGUUGAAAAUGGCACAGUUUGCUCGUCAUCCGCAUCACAUGUACACGCAUCCCUUACAGCAGUACUUCCCCCAUCACCUCAUGGGUAGACCCUUGCCGCCAAUGAUGCCGCACUUGACCAUGCAAUCACCAGGAUCCCCAUCACCAAACACACAGACAAACGGACAGUGAAUAUUAUAUAUAUAAGAACAAUAGGAUUGCAAAAUCCCCUCCUAAAGACCUUAUCCAAAACACUUAAUUUAAUUUCUAAUAAUUGGAAUUAAACUAUUUUCCUUUAAUAUUAUAACUAGAUUAUUAAUUGUAUUUAAUAUUGUUUAUUGUAAAUAUAGCGUAAGUCUAUUGAUUACGAAGUUGUAUUAUUUUAUAAAAUAUUCUGAUAUAUAUUACCAAACAAUUGUAUAUUAAAAAUUUUAUUGUUUUUUUUUAGUACAAAAAUUAUAAUAAAACAUCCGACGUCUAGCAUCCUAAAUUGUAAAUAAACAUUAUUUUAUUUGUAAAUUGACAUUUGUAUUUCUAGUGAACAUAUUAAAAUGUGGAGACUUAAA